AUGUGGGCCGGAGUCUCCAUGCCCUUUCUUGAUAAUACAUUCUCGCCCUCUCCUGCUCCUUCUCAAUCCCAGACACAGUCACGGCCCUCGACCUCUCAAUGGUAUCAUGACCAGAUUGUGAGGGAGCUACCUUUCAUGUCAGCUGCUUCAAGAAGUCGAUCAGGGAGUCCUUCACGUAAUCGCAGCAACACUGGCACCCACAGUCCAAAACACUUGUCUGUGCUAGGCCUUCGCGCUCGAAGCGACACUGGCAAUUCUUCCAACUUGUCCCCUGUCCCGUCAAUGACAUCGUCAGCCGAACUGUCUUCGAAACGAUCAUCUUACGACGGUAGCAAGGGUGCCUUCGAUUUCGUUCUUCCGCUUGAAAAGGAAGAGAGCUUGAGCAAAUCAUUCUUCUCCCGUGGUAAUCGGAUUCUCAGACGUCAGGGAAGUAAAUUUAACCUCUCAGAUACCCUCAUCUUGGACGAAGAGGAAGAGAUGUCGAGCGAUCAGGUUUGGUAUGGUGAGAAGAAGACGAAGCGAGACAAACCCGCUGUUCUGCGUCGUAUCAACCGGCAGAGAGAUAGUAUCAGCCAUGCCCAACUUAAAAGCAGGAUCUCAGAGCCCUUCCACUUUCAACACAUCACUCACACCAGCCGUGGGCAAUUACCACCCAUCGAGCACACCCACCCACACGAUCUUGCUACCGAAUUUUCAAUCAUCCGCGCCUCUCAACGGCCCAACUCUGAACUCAAGGGCAUACAUGCUCAGAACUUGUCGUAUCGACCUUAUACCGCUGAAGAGGAAGCAGACUGGAGCCUCGAUACUCUCGCCCCUGAUGCUCCCUCUCUCUUUACCCGCAGCCCUCCAGGAUCACCACAGGUGGCGACCCCAUCCUCGCCAGAGGCCCGGCUGCUCAGGAGAUCACCUCAUUCGGUCGAAAACUUCUCUCGACCUGUUUCCAGAAUCGUACGACGGCCAUUCUCGUCUACUGUGGUGCCCCCGCCUAGGAGAUCGUCAAGGAUGCCUGCGAGUCCCGAAUCUGUUCGCUGUGGAAUUGACCCUGCUGAAGAGCUCGCGGGACUGAAUGGCCUCUCCUUAUCUCCAGUGGAGGAUAAGCCGGUCAAUGGCGCCGUUGGAUAUGCUGUGUCGCCCAUGGAGCCAAGGCCUGUCGCAGAACCGAUUGAAGAAAUCGGACGUGCAUUUAGCCCCAGCGAGAAUAGCACAUCAUUCACUAAUCUCUCCUCACUGGUCCAGCUAGAUGGCGUCCCCGAACAGGACGAAACCUCUCCAUUGGCUCACAGCCAUGUCAUAUCUUUCGAUCCAACUCCAUACAAUACUUAUCUGGAACCUGAAGUUGUCGAGGCCCCAGCAGAGAUGAAGAAACCAUCACUAUUCCUGAGUCCACUCGAGGAAACUCGCUUUGAGUGUGAAGAUAUGCACUCUCCCAUCAUCCCAUCGAAUCAACCAAGCAAGUCGACGCUACCAGCCGGUCCCAAAUCACCUGCUGAAGCAGUUGGCAUGCAUGCUUCAAACUCCUCUUGGGAGGCCGACAUCGACUAUUGCUACGAGCAUGCCGCCGAAUCAAAUUCGAAUUUCGACUGGCACCGAAGUUCCUCUGAAGAGCAUCGAGACCACAAAUAUUUGGCCCAUGGCAAAAGCGAAACCUCGGCUUGUUUCAAGGUCAACUCUGGCUCGUUUUACCUUCACCCCUUGGACACAACCACCUCAGGUCGGACCACGCCAGAGCUCCAACCCUCAUCAGGAAUAUCCACUUCGACCAGAACUGAGAGCGAUGUUGCCAGCCCAGCCGUCUUCAACCAUUCAUUUGGAGUUUUCCCCACCACCACGGACUCUCUUGAUAAACUGCCCAGAACAAACGAAAUCCAAGUUUUGGAAACCCAUUUUGAGGAUGUAUCACAUGACUCUGUCUAUUCUCACGUGAUCCAUGAAGACGACGAAUAUCACGUGGACGAGCCCGUCUACAUCCGAAGUGGUUCCUCUCCUCUCAGCAAGUGCAACUCCCAGGAGAGUAUGAUGCUGUUCCGCGCUGCCUCGAUUGUGCGGAAACAUCGUUCUUCCACUUCCACCAACAGCGUUCCUGACCUUAUCCAUAGCCCCAACUGCAGUCGUGAGAUGGUGGAUCGCGAGAUACCAACCAGCCCCCUGGCCGAUAGACCAGUGAUGCCACGUCCUCCUGUAUCUCCUAUUUAUUCGCGGCCCCUUCCACUCGGCCGCGAAGGAGUUCCCAGAAUGCCGUUUGCCUCUGUCUCUGCCAUCGAGCCUACCUCCAUCCCAUCCAUUUCAAUGCAUGACCGCUCCAAGUCUGCAUCCGUUCUCGAGUCUGGCGAUUGUACAAUCGUCAGGAGCAACAACACGGCUCGAAAGCGUUCUUCAACUUUAUCCCGCGGAGUUCGUAAGAACCGUCCUUCAUACUCGCUAUUCCCAGUUACUGGAGCACCAUCUCCAAGGGUUAGCUGA
Microsporum canis CBS 113480 is the source of this 2460-nucleotide messenger RNA. RefSeq lists its product as hypothetical. The record is from RefSeq and is a predicted model, not a curated record. The coding region runs from base 1 to 2460 and encodes 819 amino acids. The transcript has 2 exons. NCBI's taxonomy places the organism in Eukaryota, Fungi, Ascomycota, Eurotiomycetes, Onygenales, Arthrodermataceae.